AUGGUAAUCCUGGGAGUAACUAUUGGUCUCCUUGUACAUUUUCUGGCAGUUGGAAAAAUGUAUUAUUACCAAGGUGAUUUUCACAUUUCUGGAGUCACAUAUAAUAGCAGUUGUGAAACUACUGCUUCCCAAGCUAACACAGACUUGAGCCGAGAUAUGGAGGCUAAGAUGUUAUCUGUGUUUCAGAAUUCUAGAAUAUUUAAAGAAUAUGUCAGCUCCCAGAUCAUCAAUUUUUUGCCUCAUCCAAAUGGGUCGAGGGUACAAUUACAUAUGACAUUCAAGUUCCCUCCAGGAAAGAGUCAGAGCAUGAGGAGUAAAAUCAGAGCUAUCUUACAGCAGAUGUUGAAAGACAACAUGGCAACCUGGAAAGCAGUUCCCACUUCCAUUAAAAUUAUCGAAAUCAGCAAGUUUAAGUCUGACAUGCUUGUCAACAACUGUUGUGGAAGACCAGUGGUCAACAGCAUUGCAACUGGCAACCGGGUUGUGAAUGGGAAAAAUGCCCAAGAAGGGGCAUGGCCGUGGAUGGCCAGCAUACAAUGGAGGGGCACACACUUCUGUGGAGCCUCACUGAUCAGCAGCAGGUGGUUAUUGUCUGCUGCUCACUGCUUUGUUAAGAAAACAAGUUUAAAAGAUUGGACUGUCAACUUUGGACUUGUAGUAAAUAAACCAUAUAUUACACACAAAGUGCGGAGGAUCAUUCUACAUGAACAUUUUAAAUCUGCUGGGGUUCACAAUGAUAUUGCACUUGUAGAACUGGCUAAUGAAGUGUCUUUUACGAAGUAUAUUAGGAAGAUUUGCCUUCCUGAAGCCAGCAUGAAGCUCUCUGAACAGGACAAAGUUGUGGUAACAGGAUGGGGAGCACUUUCUAUGAAUGGUCCUCGACCAGUGAUACUCCAAGAAGCUCCUUUGAAGAUUAUUGACAAUGAAAUUUGCAAUGCCCCACAUGUGUUAUCUGGCUUGGUGCUAGACACCAUGCUAUGUGCUGGAUACUUGUCAGGAGAAGCUGAUGCCUGCCAGAAUGAUUCCGGUGGACCAUUAGCUUAUAUUGACUCCAGGAAAAUCUGGCACAUUGUUGGAAUAGUAAGCUGGGGUGAAGGAUGUGCUAAAAAGAAUAAACCAGGUGUCUAUACACGAGUGUCUUCUUAUCAUGAUUGGAUCAUCUCCAAGACUGGACUCUGA
Molecule: messenger RNA, 1179 nt
Organism: Dipodomys ordii (Ord's kangaroo rat)
Lineage: Eukaryota; Metazoa; Chordata; Mammalia; Rodentia; Heteromyidae
Product: transmembrane protease serine 11B-like
Exons: 9
Coding region: 1-1179 (392 amino acids)
Biological process (GO): proteolysis
Cellular component (GO): plasma membrane
Molecular function (GO): serine-type endopeptidase activity
Source: RefSeq, a predicted model, not a curated record